Molecule: messenger RNA, 4013 nt
Organism: Bolinopsis microptera
Lineage: Eukaryota; Metazoa; Ctenophora; Tentaculata; Lobata; Bolinopsidae
Product: anillin-like
Exons: 19
Coding region: 16-3222 (1068 amino acids)
Biological process (GO): actomyosin contractile ring assembly; mitotic cytokinesis; septin ring organization
Cellular component (GO): actomyosin contractile ring
Source: RefSeq, a predicted model, not a curated record
AAUGUUUCCAAUAGGAUGACUGACACACAAGACAGCACAGAGAUGCUUCUAAGGAAAGCUAGGGAGAGGAGGGCCAGGAAUCCAGAAAAUUUGCUACUUCAACGGGAGAAAACUGGCUCAGAAAAAAUGUUAUCAUCAGGUACUCAAAGUAUUGCAAGCGGAAUUAGAUCCCCAACCCCUGCCCGUAAAACCUACAAUACAACUGCUGGAAUUGGUAUGGGAGUUAGUAAAGGUGUGGCUGGUGGAGUUAAGGGUGCCAGAGUUACUCCAAAACGUGAGGUGAAAGCUGUACCACUCGAAGAGAUUGAGGAUGACUUCGAAUGUCUGCAAGAAAGAAUGAGGAAUAGAUUCAAACAAAAUUCUCCAGACUUAAAAGAAAAUCUUUUGUCGCCCAAAACAAUGACAACCGGGACCAAAAGGACUUUCUUCGAUAACCCUAGCACAGAAAACAAAAGGAACCCCCUCUCACCAAGCAGGCAGAGUAAUGUUAUGUCCCCUACUAAGAAGUUUUUCCCAGAUUUAAAAUCUGACGAUACUGUUGAGCCAAUGGCUCCGAAAAGGACAACAAGCCGUUUGGGGAAAAAAGAUUUUAAAUACUCAAGUCAAACAAAAUCCGAUGAACUAUCUAAUGAACCUAAACCAGCUCCUCAAGUUAUAUCUCCUACAAAGAAUAUUUCAUCUCCUGUCAAGAGAAUAGAUUCCACUUGCAGGACUGCUUCACCUAAAAGACAGGAAUCUCACCCCACCCCAACACCUGUGAACAACUUAGGAUCACCAGUGAAGAGAGUCGAGUCAACUAAAGGAUCAAAUUCACCUUUGAAACGGGUGGACUCCAUGAACAGGUCACCAGCAAGGAAACAUUCGCCAGUCAAGAUUACGUCAUCUUUUAGAUCACGUGGUUCCCCUUCAACCAGCAACUCCCCCAAUAAAGGAGCUUCCUCCCCUGGAGGGGGUCUCAGAACCAUGCCCUCAAUCCGUGUCAAACCCAACAGCGUAGUAAGCAGGGCCCUUGCGAAGCUGCAGAGUAACUGUUCAGAAGAUGAGUCUGAUUCAGAAGAUGAGUCAUGUCUUCCCAAACCUGUGGAAACUGUUGCUAAACCUCAAGAAGUGGUCCACGAAAAAGUCACCGAAUCACCUCAAAAUAAGAGUGAGAUUAAACCAAAAGAAGCUACCCCAGGGAGAAGCAACACCACUGUGGACGACAGCAUGUUCAUCAAUAACAACAUGGCCCAGAUCCAACAUGAUCUAGAUGCUAUGAAGAGCGAUAUUAUAAAGGAGGAGUCAGAACACGAAGAAAGCCAAAACACCGAGGACUCAGGAAGUAGUUUUGAGGAUUUAUGUGACGAAGUACUACCAGACACACCAGCUGACCCUAUUACCAAGAUGAAUAUAGAACCUGAGAGGGAAGCAGAGGAGUCAAUGGAGACUGAUGAUAGUUUGGAGGAUUUGGUUAAUGAUGUCAUGCCUUCACCUUCUAAAGAGGAGGGCGACAUGACGGAGGAUUCGGAAUGGUUGGACUUCUCCCCGGAUGUUCGAGACAAACAGAACACCUCAUUGAAACGAGACGCAGACUGUCUCGCUGAAUCUGUACUGGGGAGUGUGGAGAGUUUUAUUAGCUGUGAUCUGACUACCACUUCUACUGCUAAACAGGUGCCAAGGAAUGAACGAACCAAAGCGCUUUCGCCCGUUCAGCCUCUAAAGAAGAUGAGAAGAUCGAUGUCGGUGUCAGAUAUCCCUAAUGCCAAAUCUUCCCCCGCUCGCUUUGUUAGACUGGAUAACCUCAGAUCUUCAUCUUCUUCUCUGCGUUCCCGCAACGUAAACUUCGGAAGCCAAAGCAGUAAAGACAGCAGCAGCAGUACGAGCAGAGGUAGUGGUUACUACAGUUACAACAGUAGUCAGGAAGAUGUUACCCCCGUUAAAAAGGGGAAGAGUAACUCAUACAAGGGCCCACUGGAGGAGGGCACUUUGGAGAUCAGACCUCCAUUUGAGCAAGUCAAGGUACUGGAGCAAGGGAUAAUGGUACAGAAAGAACUGGAAACUCAAGCUGCCCAACUUCUUGAACAUUGUCAGUACGGACUAGAGCAGGUGGAGGCAGAGAAACUCCUCUUGGUUGCUGGAUUAAAAAAGAACUUGUGGAACUACCAUUUGGCGGAAGUGAAGGACGAAAAGCAUAUCUUCUCUAGUGAAGAGGUGCCUAAAGGAUACCUAGAAAUCAAAGGAAUAUCGAUGCUCCUGAGACAGGAUUACUUGGUUAACAAAGUCGUGGAAACAAAGAAAAACCAAGCUUUCUUCGUUGUGGUAAAAGUAUCCCCUUACCGGAUCCUGACCACCAAUAUUGCUACUUCUGAGUGUAAUAUUCACGGGACCAACCUCUCAAUCUCUGAUACUAUCGUUAUUGACAACUUACCGCCCGACUACAAGAUCACACUCGAGGUUUAUUGUAUGUCCUAUAAUAUGAUGAACAAUGCAACCCCCGCGAGGAAGACUAGUAAGGUAUCCAACACUCCGAAGAAGCUGUUCCAGAAUGCUAUCAACAAGAUUGGAGCUCAGAAAAAGACUGCUAAUCCGUUAGCCUCAUCCAUGGAAUCGUAUAGCAAAUCAGGGAGCACGACACCUCGUGGAGGCUCAACCAGCUCGCGCGGUGGCGCUAAGAAGAGUGCUUCCCAAGAGAACAAGUUCGCUUUGGCGGGAACGUUAAACCUGUCCAUCAAAGAUGCGAAAAAAGAUCAGUUCCGGUUAAGAAGGGCUCCGUUCCACUCACCGUUCGAAGGUACAAUCAAUCUGUCAAUGACCGCUAAAGAGGCCAUCUCAUCCCAACCUCCCUCCCACAAAGGAUUCUUGACAAUAUUCCAAGACGAGUCCGGUUUAGGAGCCUGGAACAGAAGGUGGUGUAGUGUUCAGGAUAACAAGAUCUACUACUGGCUCUACCCCGAGGAUGAGGUCAACCAGAAUAAGCAACCCCACGGUGAAAUCGACCUCAGGAACUGCAAAACAGAGACUGUCUCAGUAGCGUCCCGUCUGGACUGCGCUCGUCCCAACACAUUCGUCCUAGUGAUCAUGGCGGCAGCUCAACCUGGUGACAGAACCAGCAUCAUUACAGAGAGCAAUGGCAAGACCACACAGACCAAAUACCUUUUAUCAGCGGACAGCCGAGAGGAACGAAAACAAUGGAUGGAAGUGCUGAACAAGUGUUUACAGUCUGUACACUCUUGGAACCACUGAGCACUCACGUGACUGUAACGUGAGCAUGUCACGUGAUUAACUCCAGACUUUGUCAGUAGCAGCAGCAGUGUAACAUGAACAUUAACUGUAAUAUUCAUGUGCGAUAUUAUUAGAGAGAAACAGGAAGUUGAGAAUUGUGAUGUAAAACACAGAAUGUGUUUGUUCAGUCGCAGUAGAAAAACAAGGGAACUUUCGUUAUCUGCAUUGAGACUUUCGGCUGAUUGAGAGAUGACAUUAUGGAAUCCAUACGGAGAUGGAUAUCCAGGCGGCCGCAACGUCUACAAAACGUCGGUUGUUGUAAUUGGACAAUUUAUUUAAUCGUUGCACGUGAAAGUGUAUAUUCUGUAUUAGGUGAGGACAGCAAAUUGAUUGUUAGAAUUUAAUUGUUAAUGGUUAUGUAGUUUCAAAACGUGCGCAUGAGAUACCUGCGACUAUAAAUAACUUUGUUUUGUUUUGGGAAUGUUGGUUGGAAGAUGGCCAACACAAAAUCGUUAAAAAAUAACCCUUUUUUUCUGUUGUUUGUUUUUGAUUUCCGUUUAAUGUCUCAAAAUAAAUUGUAAAGUGUUUAAGAGAUUUUCAAUCAAAAGGUGAACGCUUUAACUCAAACUGUCAACCAUCACAUCCAGUUAUUUUUGCAGACUUUUCAUUUCCAGUAGUAAUACUCAUCAGCAAACGUGUAUAUCACUUGUAUGUAUCUUUCUGAGGAUCGAUAACAUGUUAUAUUUUUAUACCGAUUUUGGUUGAUAAAUUAAUAUGUCAAUAAAUAUUAUGAGAACUUUGUUGAAACAUAA